CGGGGCGGGGCGGCGCCGGGCGAGCGGGCGGACUUCAGGCUCAGGCUGCGCUCAGGACCGGGCCCGGCAGCGGGAGGUGGCGGCGAUGGAGCGGGAGGUGGCGGCGGUGGAGCAGGGUGGCGGCGAGGCCGAUCUGGAGCGGCGGCUGCGGGCUUUCAACCGGCAGAACAGCCAAACUUUCAAGUUUGAUCUAAAAGAGCAAGAGGAGAGAAAGAAAUUAUGUGAUGAAGUCCUGAAAGAGUUGCAGAAGGAGCCGGGGCCAUCCUGCCAAAUCACCUGUCUGGAAACUAUCCGUAUUCUCUCCAGGGACAAGACGGUUUUGGCCCCUCUGACCACCAGGCCGGGAAUGCUGCUUCUCAUAAAGCUGGCCGGACUGGAGCACACACAAAGCUCGAGGAAGGAGACCUCCCACUUUGGCGUUACAGUUGAGGCAUUAAAAUGUCUCUGCAACGUUGUGUUCAACAGUGAGAUGGCGCAGCAGCUUAGUAUGGAUUUUAAGGUUACCAUUGGAAUCUGUGAACGCCUAAAGAUGCACAGAGACAAGAAUCUAGCGCAUGAGGUUAAGUUCUUUGAUUUGCGUCUCCUUUUCCUGUUGUCCGCCUUGCGGAUGGACAUCAGAACUCGGCUGAAGGACGAUCUUCAGGGCCUGCAGUUGCUAACUGACGUCCUGGAGAACAAGCUGGACAUCCAGUGGUCAGAGAAGUACGUGGUGGCCGGGAAUCUCAGGAGUCAUCCCUUGUCUGAUGUGCAGACGGAUUUUGCCAUUGAGGCACUAAAGGUUCUCUUUAACGUCACGUAUGACUGCAGCCAGAAGCAAAUUGAUGAAGAUCUUGUCCACCGGUACAGAUACCUCACUGCCAUUCUCUGCCACAGUCUGCUGCUAAACACACAGUCUGAAAAUAAAACAGAAGAAUUUCACAGCCACACAAUCAAUCUUUUGAAUAACAUUCCCGUGUCAAACCUGGAUCUUCUCUUCAGCCCCAGCAUCGAAUGUGGCACAAUCGAUUACAAUGGGAAGAAGAUGGACGUGGUGGAGGUUUUGCUGGCGUUUAUGGAAAAGAGAAUAGACAGGGGGACCAAUUUGAAAGAAGGAUUGACUCCAGUUUUAAGCGUUUUGACAGAAUGUUCCAGGAUCCAUAAAGACAUGAGAAAAUAUAUCCGUUCCAGGGUCCUGCCUCCUCUGAAAGACGUGACAAAUCGCCCUGAGGUUGGCACCACUCUUCGGAAUAAGCUGGUGCGCCUGAUGACCCACAUCGACACUGGAGUAAAGCACACUGCAGCAGAGUUCCUGUUCGUGCUGUGCAAAGAAAGCGUCGACUGCCUGUUAAAGUACGCGGGGUACGGGAAUGCGGCGGGCCUGCUCGCUGCCCAUGGACUGCUGGCCGGAGGAAGGGGCAACGGGGUGUACUCCGAUGAUGAGGAUACGGACACUGAAGAGUACAAAUGUGUCAAAUCUUUUAUUAACCCCAUCACUGGUCAUAUCGAAGAUCCAAAGCCCAAUCCGAUGGACGGGAUGACAGAUGAGCAGAAAGAGUACGAAGCAAUGAAACUCGUCAAUAUGUUUGACAAGUUAUCCAGGGAGCAGAUCAUCAAGCCGAUGAGAGUCAAAGCGGACGGGACAAUGGGUCCGUUGGAGGAGGCAGCUAACGAGUGCAUCAGCGAUCACGACUCCAGCUCCGAUACUGAUUAGAACAUCCAGCAGACUCUGUACAAAACCCUGCUUUAUUUUUAGUGGUACUUGACUCAGUUUAUCGUGGGCUAUUUAGACCAAACUCGUUCAUGUACGUUAGAUCCUUUCUUUAAUGCAGGCACCUGCCUGUGUGUGGGGGCAGAUCGAGGUCGUGCUGCCCCUGCCCUCUUGCUUGGUUGUAGAUAUUACCAGGUGGUUUCUGUUUUGCCCCUGACCGAGGAUGUGAGCGGUGUACAGAGGCAGCGAGAUGUGAUCAACAUUGUCUCUGAUCCACGGGUGGAGCACCGUGUUCAGGUGCCGCCUUGGAUGCUGCUCCAGAAUCGGCAGGUUGGUGAGCAUUACUCCAACCUUGGAUUACAAUAACCCUGAACUCGAGUUCUUCCCAAAGCCCUUGUCCAUCUGAACUUUAAAAAUAGAACUUAAAUUGACAACACAAAAAAUAGUGCUUUACAGCACAACAUCUCACUCAAGUGGGGCCAUUGAUGUGCUAACGUCUGUUAUUGAACACAAAUUUGUCCCCUGAGUAAAGGUUGGGGAAAAUAUUGAGCUCCAGUGUCGUGACAACGUGAGGCAGAGACAGCAUGCUUUAUUUGACCAAUAUACAGUUCAAAGCUAGUCACGGGCGACUCCUUAAAGUAAUGUAGAGAAACGUCACAGCCCCUUUUGCACACUCCAGAUACUCCAAAUUUGUUGAAUGAUCGAGUAAUUUAUUUGUGGUGCUGCUGUCGAGUGCCAGUUGUCCACUGGUCUACUGACUGACACUUGGCAGCAUGUGACUUCUCUCAGGUAACAGCUGGCACGUGUAGAGCAAGCAGCAGCUGUGCAACACCUGGGGAGUGCAGUGCUGCCGUCCCUGCAUUGCACUGCAGAAGCCUGCAGUAGCGCUCCUGUUCCACACACUAAGAAUGGUUUUAAAUUUAAUUACCGAAACAGAUUAAUAGUGUAUGUUUCAGACGUGGUCAGUCUUGAGUACAGAUCAAAUGACCGAGGAAGGUCAUCAGUUUAAAUUCCACGUUAUGUAAAUGUUACAUGAAAGUGUGCAUGCACUGGGCAGUGUUUAUUGCAUGUGUUCAUACUUGGAGCAGCACACUGUAUUAGGCAUGCUUAAAAACAAGCUCACAACCUUCAUCAUUAUAACAAGUUGAAAUAGAAACCCAUUGUCCAUGAAGGUGACGUCUUGAAAAACUUGAGAUUAAAAAAAAAAAUUCUUAAUAUUUGAAAGGUAAUUAUUUUUCUUGUAAUUAAUUUUCUGCAAAAAGAUAAUGUCAGGGAAAAACAACUUCUUACAGUUACAGUGCUGUUAUAAAUGACCUCCGGAUGUGAGCUAUCAAGGAUUAGCGAUUCCAGGGGCAGGUUGUUCAAGAUUCUAUGGCAAUCCACAAUAUACUCAUUACAAACGGUUCCCUUUAGCUGUCAACCUUCUACACUAGCUCUGCAAAGUCAUGCUUUGAUUGUAUUGAAAACUGCAACUCAUGGAAAUAGAAAACUCCUGUAUGAAAGUUGAAAUACUUUUCUAGCUUGUGAUAAUGAAUAAGGUUUUGUGUUUUGGGGCCUCUUCACCCUUCUGUACUAUAAAUCAAUAAAGUGAUUGUUAAUGUUGA
Amblyraja radiata (thorny skate) is the source of this 3291-nucleotide messenger RNA. It is a transcript of the gene ric8b, whose product is annotated as RIC8 guanine nucleotide exchange factor B. The coding region runs from base 86 to 1690 and encodes 534 amino acids. NCBI's taxonomy places the organism in Eukaryota, Metazoa, Chordata, Chondrichthyes, Rajiformes, Rajidae. Gene Ontology annotation, biological process: G protein-coupled receptor signaling pathway. Gene Ontology annotation, cellular component: cytoplasm; plasma membrane. The transcript has 10 exons. Gene Ontology annotation, molecular function: guanyl-nucleotide exchange factor activity; G-protein alpha-subunit binding. The record is from RefSeq and is a predicted model, not a curated record.